CUCCUCUGAAGUUUUAUGAAGAGGACCAGAGACUAGAGAGUGAAAAGAACUGAAGGGAAGAGACCCCCACCUAGCCCUGCUCCCCCAGGCUCCCAGAAAUCUCAGGGCAGAGGGCACAAACAGCCUCUGGAGCUCUUGCCUGGUGGGACCAUGAACUGGCAGCGGCUGUGGCUGGGCUUCCUACUCCCCAUGACAGUCUCGUGCUGGGCCCUGGGGCCUGGAGAGAGGGAGGCAGCAGUGGAUUACUUGUUGCAAUACGGGUACCUACAGAAGCCUCUAGAAGGACCUGAUGACUUCAGGCCAGAAGAUAUCAUAGAAGCUCUGAGAGCUUUUCAGGAAGCAUCUGAGCUGCCAGUCUCAGGUCAGCUAGAUGACGCCACGAGGGCCCGUAUGAGGCAGCCCCGUUGUGGUCUGGAGGACCCCUUCAACCAGAAGACCUUUGAAUACCUGCUGCUGGGCCGCUGGAGAAAGAAGCACCUGACCUUCCGCAUCUUGAACCUGCCCUCCACCCUCCCAUCCUACACAGCCCGGGCAGCCCUGCUUCAAGCCUUCCAGUACUGGAGCAAUGUGGCUCCCUUGACCUUCCGGGAGGUGAAGGCUGGCUGGGCUGAUAUCCGCCUCUCCUUCCAUGGCCGCCAAAGCCCAUACUGCUCCAGUACCUUUGAUGGGCCUGGGCGGGUCCUGGCCCAUGCCGACAUCCCAGAGCUGGGCAGUGUGCACUUUGAUGAAGAUGAGCUCUGGACUGAGGAGACCUACCGGGGGGUGAACCUGCGCAUCAUUGCAGCCCACGAACUGGGCCACGCCCUGGGGCUUGGGCACUCCCGAUACACCCAGGCCCUCAUGGCCCCUGUCUAUGCUGGCUACCGGCCCCACUUCAAGCUGCACCCGGAUGAUGUGGCUGGGAUCCAGGCUCUCUAUGGCAAGAAAAGCCCAGAGACAGAGGAUGAAGAAGAAGAGACGGAGCUCCCCACUGUACCCCAAGUGCCCACAGAACCCAGUCCCAUGCCAGACCCCUGCAGUGGUGAACUGGACGCCAUGAUGCUGGGGCCCCGAGGGAAGACCUACGCUUUCAAGGGAAACUACGUGUGGACCGUGACAGAUUCAGGGCUGGGUCCCUUGUUCCAAGUGUCUGCCCUUUGGGAGGGGCUCCCAGGAAACCUGGAUGCUGCUGUCUACUCUCCUCGGACGCAAUGGAUUCACUUCUUUAAGGGAGACAAGGUGUGGCGCUACGUUAAUUUCAAGAUGUCUCCUGGCUUCCCUAAGAAGCUGAAUAGGGUAGAACCCAACGUGGAUGCUGCUCUCUAUUGGCCUCUCAACAAAAAGGUGUUCCUCUUUAAGGGUUCCGGUUACUGGCAGUGGGACGAGCUGGCCCAAACUGAUUUCAGCCGCUACCCCAAACCAACCAAGCGGUUGUUUACAGGAGUGCCAGACCAGCCCUCAGGCGCCAUGAGUUGGCGGGAUGGCCGCGUCUACUUCUUUAAGGGAAAACAGUACUGGAGCCUCAAUCGGCAGCUUCGAGUAGAGAAAGGCUAUCCCAGAGAUAUCGCCCACAACUGGAUGCACUGUCGUCCCCAGACCCCAGACACCACCCCAUCAGAUGGGGACACCACUUCCUCAGCCACAGGAACAACCUUGGAUACCACUUCCUUGGCCAUAGAUAUCACAUCACUUUGAACACUGACCACUCAGCCAGAGAUACGAUCUUGGACAUUACCCCCUCAGUCACAGCCUCCACCACCCUUUUAUUCCGUGGCAACGUCACCCUCCCAGAGAUCUAAGACCUCAAUCAAACGUCUGCUGCAGCACGAGCAUGAACCAUGGACCUCACGCCUCUAAAUGUCCCAGCCCCAGCCACCACUCCCCUGUAUUCUUUCCCUCCUGGGCAGUGACUCUCUAACUCAGCCCCCAAAUCCAUCCAUUUCUUCCCCGUCUACUCUCUGGAGGACAUUGGUAGAGGAAAGGCAGCCAUUAGGCCUUUAGCUGACAGGAGGCCACAACUGGGAAAGCCUGGGUCCUGUUCUUCCUAGAUAAAGUGCAAGAAAACAGCAUAGCCAGUAAAAUGAGCAACGGCUUUCUAAUCCUUGAGAAUCACAUUUACUUGCUUAUGACUUUGGGCAAGUUAAUUAACCUCUUUAAGCCUUGGAUUUCCCGUCUGCAAAAUAAGGUUAAUACCAAUCCUGCAGGGUUGUUGCGUUAAAUGAAAUACCAUAU
This is a messenger RNA of Lagenorhynchus albirostris (white-beaked dolphin), 2211 nucleotides long. RefSeq names its product matrix metallopeptidase 19 (gene MMP19). The coding region runs from base 151 to 1674 and encodes 507 amino acids. Gene Ontology annotation, molecular function: metalloendopeptidase activity; zinc ion binding. Gene Ontology annotation, cellular component: extracellular matrix. The transcript has 9 exons. Gene Ontology annotation, biological process: collagen catabolic process; extracellular matrix organization; proteolysis. Lineage: Eukaryota; Metazoa; Chordata; Mammalia; Artiodactyla; Delphinidae. The record is from RefSeq and is a predicted model, not a curated record.